Molecule: messenger RNA, 1169 nt
Organism: Dermacentor andersoni
Lineage: Eukaryota; Metazoa; Arthropoda; Arachnida; Ixodida; Ixodidae
Product: amine sulfotransferase-like
Molecular function (GO): sulfotransferase activity
Source: RefSeq, a predicted model, not a curated record
CUGAAUACGCCUCAUCGCACGCUUUCGAGCGCGAUCUAUCAGCGCAGGCCAUUCCGAACGUUUCGCUGCCCUGACAGUUCGUCCACAUUGAGGACCGAAGAAAUCGCCGCUAUGCCGGGACAGAGGCCCUACCGCCAAAUCAUCGACGGCGUGCCCAGGUGUCCUCUACUCAAUCCAGAAAUCUUUCGCAAAAGCCUCCUUUUUCGUGCCGCGAAUGGCGAUGUCGUUCAGAGCUCGUUCCCGAAAAGCGGCACGCAUUGGAUACAGUACAUCACGCAGCUUAUUAUCAAAAAGGGGGAAGCGAUCCCUACGCACGCAGACUUUGCCAGCAACCUCCGCUCCAUCGAAUACAUGGGUUGCGAUGACUGGAAGUCAGCUCUUCCCGUGAGACUUCUGGUUACCCAUAACCCUCUAGAGCGUGAGACCAUGAACGACAAGGCAAAGUACAUCUACAUCGCUCGCAACCCUUGGGACGUCUGCGUCUCGCUUUUUCGCAUGGUGACAGACCUGAGUGUUUACCGCUUUCAGGAUGGCACUUUCGAAGAGUUAUUUGAGCCGUUUGUAGAAGGUGACGUGGGUUACGGAAGCUACUUUGACCACGUAGCAAAGGCCUAUGCUCUGAAGGACGAACCCAACGUAUUCUUUGUCACGUAUGAGGAACUCAAGAAGGACACCCGAAGUACGGUGCUGAGGCUUGCUCACUUCCUGGGAGAGGCUUACGGCAUGCACCUUGAGAACGACUCACACACGCUCCGAAAAAUUCUAGAAUGGUCCACGCCUGAGCACAUGAGACGCGUCAUGAUUAUGAGCCUGCAGGCUAAUGAUAAUCAACAAUUAAACGAGCUGUUCUCCAGAGACAACAUAAAGAGCAAGCAGGGUUACGAGGGAGACUGCUACAAGUACACAGUGGUGAGAGAAGCGAAGGUUGGAAGCUGGAGGGAUUAUUUCACACCGGAGAUGCUGAGCCGAUUCGAGGAAAAGAUAAGAGAUCAAGGUGAUAAGGCUUCCUUCAUUACACUAUGGAGCGACAUACGUCAAGAAGCAAUCAACUUGUCUAAACGUUAAGCAUCGUAUCAACACUUGAUUAAAAGUCACUUCACUUACUGGCAUAUGUUGCGGACAAUAGUACCUAUGAUAUUCCUCAAGAAUAAAUUAGUUUUUCUAUUUCU